AUGUCGCCAGUUUUUGGAGGAAAUAACCAUACAGAUAGGCUUUCCUUGCUUGCAAUUAAGGCUCAACUACAAGACCCUCUUGGAGUUCUCAACUCCUGGAAUGCAUCUCAACAAUUCUGCCAAUGGCCGGGCGUUACUUGCAGCCCAAGGCACAGAAGGGUCACUGUCUUGGACCUCCAUUCAUACAAGCUCAAAGGUAAGUUAUCUCCCCACGUUGGAAAUUUAAGUUUUCUCAGAAUGUUAAGACUCUCUGGCAAUAGUUUCAGCCACCAUAUUCCUCCACAAAUCGGUCAUUUGUUCCGACUGCGAGAGUUAUACCUCAAUAAUAACUCCUUUAGUGGUGAAAUUCCACACAACAUCUCGCACUGUUCUAGCCUUCAGUACCUAAGACUGUCUGAAAACAAUCUUAGUGGCAAACUUCCCAUAGAUAUAGGCUUUAUAUCCAAGCUUGAAGUGCUUGAUUUGGCUUCCAACAACUUAGUUGGAGAAAUACCUAUUUCUUGUGGCAAUCUAUCUUUUCUUACGGAGUUAAGAUUGCAACGUAACAGCCUGAAUGGAAGAAUUCCAAUUAGCUUUGGCCAGCUGAAAAGUUUGAGAGUUCUGAGGCUUGGACAAAAUUAUAAUUUGACUGGUACAAUUCCUACCUCCAUAUACAAUCUUUCUUCCAUUAGAAUAUUUUCAGUGGCUGAUAACCAACUUAGUGGAAACCUACCACCUGACUUUGGUCACACUCUUCCCAACCUGGAAUUAUUUCUAUUUUCUGGAAAUCAAUUUGUUGGACCAAUUCCAAAAACCAUUUCCAAUGCAUCGAACCUUGCAUAUUUUGAAAUUGGAAGAAACAAGAUUACAGGUAAAGUGCCCAGUUUAGCAAGCCUUUCCAAGUUACGGAGUCUACAUAUUGCUCUUAAUAAUCUUGGAUUUCACAAGGAUGAUGACUUAAAUUUCAUCACCUCUCUUGUAAACUGCACAAAGUUAGACACCUUGCAGAUUUCUUUCAAUAACUUUGAAGCAUCUUUGCCUGAAUCAGUGAGCAACUUGUCAACAAAUCUUGAGCUGUUAUCACUUGCAAGUAAUUUGAUACGAGGAAGUAUUCCCACUGAUAUUGGAAAUCUCAUCAACUUGGAGGUAUUAAUUAUGGAUCAUAACCAGUUGACUGGUCCUAUACCCACCUCGAUAGUUAAGUUACAAAAAUUAUAUUGGAUGGUUAUGGACAAAAAUAAACUCUCAGGUGUUAUACCUUCUUCUCUGGGAAAUUUGACAUGGUUAAACAAAGUCUUGCUAGCCUCAAACAACUUGCAGGGUAGCAUACCAUCAAGUCUUGGAGGAUGUAAGAGUUUGACAUUAAUGGAUCUUUCUCAAAACAAUCUCACAGGUCCUAUACCAAAACAACUUAUUGGCUUGUCAUCCUUGUCUGAGGGAUUAGAUUUAUCAAAGAAUAGGUUGACUGGUCCCAUCCCUAUGGAAGUAGGUAAUCUGGCAAACACCCCAUAUCUGGGUCUGGCAGAAAAUAAAUUGACCGGUGAAAUUCCUGAAACUCUUGGUAGUUGCACGAGCUUGAUGUAUUUGUAUUUGGACGGAAACUCAUUGCAAAGGAACAUUCCCUCAUCUUUGGUUUCUUUGAGAGGAAUAGAACAAAUUGACUUUUCUCACAACAACUUAUCUGGAAAACUUCCACUCUAUUUGCAGACUUUUCGUUCAUUGCGGCUUCUGAAUUUAUCGUUCAAUGAUUUUGAAGGUGAGGUACCUAUUCAGGGAGUGUUCAGUAAUACAAGUGCACUUUCCAUAGUGGGAAACGCUAGGCUAUGUGGAGGUAUUCCUGAAUUGAACUUAUCUAGCUGCUCCACCAAUUUGUACAAGAAGCAUAAACACUCUCUCAAGGUGAAGAUAAUCAUUGUUUCAGUUGCCUGUGGACUUGUUGCAUUGAUUGUUAUGGUGCUUUUGCUUAUAUUUAGUGCGUGGAGGAAAAGAAGCAAGUCAGCAAAUUUGGGGUUAUCAUUUGGAAUUUCUUUCGUGCAAGUAUCAUAUGGAGAUCUUUUUAGAGCUACUGAUGGCUUUUCUGAAGGAAAUAUGAUUGGUGCUGGAAGUUUUGGUUCUGUAUAUAAAGGAAUCUUAAAUCAGCCAGAAACAAAAGUUGUUGCCGUGAAAGUACUAAACCUUGGAACUUCAAGAGCAUCAAAAAGUUUUGUAGCUGAAUGCAAAGCCUUGAAAAGGAUCAAGCACCGAAAUCUUGUCAGAGUUAUAACUGCAUGUUCAAGUAUUGAUUUUCAGGGAAACGAUUUCAAAGCUCUUGUCUAUGAGUUUAUGAUUAAUGGGAGCCUAGAAGAGUGGCUACAUCCAUAUCACAGAACAAGCAUGGAAGAAGAACACAAGAAUUUGAGUCUUAUUGAGAGGGUAAACAUUUCCCUGGGUGUGGCAAAUGCUCUAGAUUAUUUGCACAAUCAAUGCCACGUGCCAAUAGUUCAUUGUGAUUUGAAGCCAAGUAAUGUCCUCUUGGAUAGUGACAUGAAUGCUCAUCUUGGAGAUUUUGGAUUGGUGAGGUUCCUCCCGGAUGCUUCCCAUUCAUUUUCCUCAGAACAAACCAGUUCUCUUCGAGUAAGAGGCUCCAUUGGAUACACUGCUCCAGAGUAUGGCAUGGGAAGCAAGGUGUCAAAAUCCGGCGAUAUAUACAGUUAUGGAAUACUAUUGCUGGAAUUGUUCACAGGAAAAAGGCCAACUGAUACUAUGUUUACAGAUGGUAUGAAUCUGCAUAAUUUUGCUCUGAUGGGUCUUUCUCAUAGUGUGGAAGAAAUUACAGAUGCCGCGCUUCUUCAAACAGAAGAUGAAAUUAGCAGCAACACCAAUUGCAACAGGAAUAGGGCCCAAAAUCAACGCAUUCGCAUUCUUGACUGCUUGAUUUCUGUAAUUAAAAUCGGAGUUGCUUGCUCUUCUGAAAUGGAAAAAGAGCGAAUGGAUAUUGCCAAAGUUGUUUCUGAACUCUGUCAUAUAAAGGAGAGAUUGGUCAGAACAUAG
Messenger RNA from Ziziphus jujuba (common jujube), 3009 nucleotides. Its product is annotated as probable LRR receptor-like serine/threonine-protein kinase At3g47570. Gene Ontology annotation, molecular function: protein kinase activity; ATP binding; protein binding. Bases 1 to 3009 code for a protein of 1002 amino acids. NCBI's taxonomy places the organism in Eukaryota, Viridiplantae, Streptophyta, Magnoliopsida, Rosales, Rhamnaceae. The transcript is spliced from 2 exons. Gene Ontology annotation, biological process: protein phosphorylation. The record is from RefSeq and is a predicted model, not a curated record.